AUGAUUUGCUCGAGGCAUUUGUUCUGUUUGGUCAUCAUUGCCAGUUAUGCCACCACGACGAUUUUGAGUCAGGACACGACCACUACGACCAGUUGUUUCAGUUCAGACGACAAAGUCAAGUGGAAUCGGACAUUCAAUUUUAACAAUCGAUCAUUGGUACUCAAAUUAGCUGUGACCGACGAACCGGCUCAUCGGAUUGUAAACUAUCUGUUCCAAUUGCUUGCCUAUGAACGCUUGGGAUAUAAAAACAUUGAGUUUGUAAAAUUAGAAACUGAAUCCAUUCGAGAGACAAUCAAUCAUGUUCGAUGUCAAGACGAAAGCUGUACCCAGUUGCCGGCGGUCCAUUUGAAUCUGUUGCUUUGGCUUCCAAUCGGUGUGGAUGUGAACUACUGGGUACCUCCGUCUGCGGUGACAGAUCAUGGACCACUGGGACCAACUCGUCAGUGGGAAUUAUUGGCCAAUCCGAUUCACGUAAGCCGUAUUGAGAGCUGA
This is a messenger RNA of Echinostoma caproni, 492 nucleotides long. The record is from the annotation of a GenBank genome assembly. Lineage: Eukaryota; Metazoa; Platyhelminthes; Trematoda; Plagiorchiida; Echinostomatidae.